Molecule: messenger RNA, 3673 nt
Organism: Leucoraja erinaceus (little skate)
Lineage: Eukaryota; Metazoa; Chordata; Chondrichthyes; Rajiformes; Rajidae
Gene: ndufaf1
Product: NADH:ubiquinone oxidoreductase complex assembly factor 1
Exons: 4
Coding region: 16-891 (291 amino acids)
Biological process (GO): mitochondrial respiratory chain complex I assembly; mitochondrial electron transport, NADH to ubiquinone
Cellular component (GO): mitochondrion
Source: RefSeq, a predicted model, not a curated record
UGCUUCUUGCUGCAGAUGGCGGUGUGGCUGCGGGUUGGAGCCGGGGCUGGGGCGCUGCGGGCGGGGAGCUGGAGCCGCUGCUACCGGGGUCCCGGGGCUGGGGCUGGGGCUGAGGCUGGAGCUGAGGCUGCAGCAGCAUCGGGGGUGCCGGCAGAGCAGCGGAGGCGCUGGGACUUGCGGGCCGGCGUGGAGUCGGUGCAGCGGCACUGGCAGCUGCUGCGGGCCGAGGUGGCGGCGCGGAUCCGCGGCCCCGGCGAGCAGGAACUACGGGCCGAGAGCCGCGUCCUCUGGCACUUCCAGGGGGCACCCAGUCUGCAGGGAUGGGCCGUGUCCAGCGACCGCGACAUCGGCGGCCGCAGCAGCGCCCGGCUCGGGGUGGCCGACAACGGCAGCUCGGCGCUACUGAGCGGCCGCCUGAACACAGAGCCGCCCCGGGACGGGCUGACUCGCUACAGCGGCUACUGCACCUUGCGCUCCUCGCCGCCCCAGGGGCCCUUUGACUUGAAGAGGUUCUACGACUUGUCGAACUUUAACACACUGUACCUCCGCAUCCGCGGCGAUGGACGGCCCUGGAUGGUGAACAUCAGCAGCGGCAUGUACUUCACCCACCACAAGAAGGACCUCUACAACUAUUUCAUGUUCACCAGGGGAGGUCCCUACUGGCAGGAUGUGAAGAUUCCGUUCUCCAAGUUCUUUUUGUCCAGUCAAGGACGUGUCCAAGACAACCAGCAUCCAUUAUGGCUGGAUAAGGUGAGCACCAUUGGAUUCACCCUGGGCGAUAAAGUGAAUGGACCGUUUCAACUGGAAAUUGAUUUAAUUGCAGUGUGCAAUGACCGAGCUCACACUGAGGAGUUUGCCUACGAGAAAUACAAGAGGAACCCUGAGGUGUAAAUAGGGUGCAUCAACGAAAGUGCAGAUGAUUAGCAACAAUCCUUUCUGGUAAACUGACUUUUUGCCGAGUCUAUAAAGCAGUACUCAAAUCUGUACCAUGUCACCUGGCCUUGAAGGAGCAAAAGGUAUUAAGUUAACUUAUAAUUAUAGUAUAUUUUCUAAUCGUUGUCCUACAGAAGAGCCUCAUUUAAAAUGAACUCAAACUUGAUGCUGAAGUGAACUGAUUAAUGUAGCAAUGAGAAUUUAACUUAAAAUUAGCUGUAGGGAUAUCAGGGCUCGAAAUUCACGGUUGCCCGGGUGCCACUGACCACUCAAAGUGCCUCCGGGCAACCUAAACGGCGAGUCAUUUUGCCCGGCUUGGCAACUUGGUUUAUACCGUAGAUCGAAGUGUGGUUUGACGGAGGGUCGGAGCGAAUGACGGGCCCUGGACAGCAGCAGCAGCGGCCCCAGCUACUCCCCCUCCUCCUGCUCCCUGCCCUGCCUGAUAACGGCCACUGCUGUCACUCUGCCAAAGCAAACCCUUGGAGGAGGGAGGUGUCGGUCAGAGGCGGAAGGGGCGGGUGGGAGCUGAGGAUAGAGAGCGGUGAUUGGAGGGAGACGAGCCAAAACACUCUCGGCAGCCCUGCACUGCAGCCAGGACUGAUCCCGGUGUCCGGCGCUGAAAUCGCUGCCGAACCGCCACUGGACCAUCCCCGUCCCCGCCCAAGAUGUCGACACAGCAAUGUCGGGAGUCAGACUGGAGCGGUGCCCCUAGGCCCACAGCCACCGCAGAGAAGCAGCGCUAAACCCAGCUCACUCUGCCUGUCCCUGUCUGGAUUGAGACAGGGCUGUAGGCGAGACGGGCAGAGUUCAGCUACAUUUAGCGCUGGAUUGAGCUGAAUUUACCGUUCACGGGACCUCCGAAUCCUCGCGUGAGUGUGCGCGCGCGCGGCAGCCCAGAUAUUCUGUCCGCCGGUCCACUCUAUUUUGAUAGCGAUUGCCGUGCCUGACAGGGACGGCCAAGACAGCGAUGAUGUCGGUGCUGUCCGAGGAACGCUGGCCUUCCUUCCCACAUCCUUUCUCUCUCUCUCUUGUACGCCCCUCUCCACUCCCCUCAUCAUGAGACACCUCCUCUCCAUCCCGCACUGAUCCCCAUUCCUGCCUCUAUUUAGUCCUCACUGACAUCCUGUGCUCCCCUCCUCAUCUACCCCCCCCCCCCCCUCACAAACCACUCCUGCUCUGAUCUCCCUAUCCACCUCACAUUGAUUAUCCUGCCAUUCCCCAUCAAUCUUACACUAGUUCCCUCAAUUGAUCCUGUACUGACCCCCCCCUUCCCAUCCAUCCUGCACUGCUCCUCCCCUUUAUAGAAACAUUGAAAAUACACCGCCAUUUGAUAUGAUCAUGGCUGAUCAUCCAACUCAGUAUCCCAUCCCUGCCUUCUCUUCAUACCCCCUGAUCCCUUUAGCCACAAGGGCCACAUCUAACUCCCUCUUAAAUAUAGCCAAUGAACUGACCUCAACUACCUUCUGUGGCAGAGAAUUCCACAGAUUCACUACUCUCUGUGUAAAAAAUGAUUUUCUCAUCUCGGUCCCAAAAGACUUCCCUCUUAUCCUUAAACUGUGACCCCUAGGUCUGGACUUCCCCAACAUCGGGAAUAAUCUUCCUGCAUCUAGCCUGUCCAACCCUAGGAAUUUUAGGACUGCAUCCAGCACUGCUCCCCCCAUCCAUCCUGCACAGACCCCCACCCCCAUUCAACCCACUGUCACCCCCUCACAAUUUUACUACCUACUCCAACCACCAUGCACUAAUUCCCCAGCCUCAAUCCAUCCAAUCCACCGAUUGCCUUCUCAAGCCCCCCACCACCACCACCAUCUAUCCUUCCUGCACUGAUUCACACACACACCCACCCUCCCGUGCUGGAAAUGUCUUCAGAGCUAACACCGACUAUGUUUGUUAACAGAAUGCGAUCAAAUAUGUUUUAAUUCCCGAUGUUAUUAUUUGUUUUAAUUCACAAAGAUGGAUUAAUUAAAUUGUGAACACGUGAAACAUUAAAACUGCAGUGUUCGAUUGUCACUGCUACCGUUGACAUGUUAUUACAGAAUUCAUUUUGAUGGCGAAUCAAUGCUCUUAAUAUGGAUUAUCAGUACUGUAGUUAUUUACUGAACAACAUUCACAACUAUAUGUUGGAUUUAUCCAGGUUUUACUUCUAGUCAGUCAUAUACAUCACAAAUCUGGUCAGGAGUGAUUUCAGUUGAAAUUGUAAAGUUAAUUCUGAAGUGGGAAUGAUGGAAAAAGCGUUUAUCAACAAUUUUUUUUUUUUUAAAUUGUUGCUUACAAACUGGGUAUCUUCAUUGCUGUUCACAACACAUACAUGUAAUCUGAAUGUCCGGUAAUGUGGCGUCUUGACACCUUUAAAUAUAUUACCAAAAGAACAUUUGCUGCAUUUAUGUCCUUUGGCCAUCUCUUGUUAGUUAGUGUAAUGUUUAACCUGUCAGAUGGGUAAUGCCUUUAGAAAAUUCUUUGCAACCUGUAUAUUUUGUUGUGGAUAAAUUAUGUGGGAAGCAAGAGUGUUUCUGUAACAAUAGCAAUAAUGACCUAUGCUAUGGCCAUGUCAUGAUAAUUUUCAGUCCUUCACAGAAAACAUGCUUGCAUCAAUCUGUAGUGUGCAUGGUUAAGCAUAUAUGCUAUCAAGGUCCAGGAUUUAUUGACACAGGUUGAUCAUACGAUCAAUAAUCCAACCACAUUUUUGUUUGGAAGUGGAAAGAUAUAAUAAAAAUUGCAUUAAUUGCAAUGUGUAAAAAGA